AAAUUCUACAGAAAAUUCUUCUGAUAACAAGUUUGGGUAGAUAUAACUUGUGUCAACAAAGGUUUUAUACCAACAUGCUUUUACUUCGCUAUUUUUAUUUAUUGUUUGCAUGUUUUCAUGUAUCAACAAGUCAUCUGUUGAGACAAAAAAGAGCUAGAUCAGCAGUAUUUCAUAAGGUGUUUCAAUACAAGGAUACGAAAUUAAAUAUCGCGCCACUGGAAACGAUACCUGAUGUCCUGCUGGAGGAAGAUUGUUGUAACCAUUGUUUAGCAAAGAACGGAUGUGUGUCUGUGAAUUAUGAACGUAGUGGAUUAAAACGUUGUGAAUUACUUGCAGAGGAUCGAGAUACAAAAAACGAAACAGAUUUUGUCAAUGAGAGAUACUUUUCCUACUACGAUACCAUUGUUCGGGAUUUAUGCAACGAAAAAGAUUCUUGCUAUCCAUGUUCUUGCUGGUCGGCUGAAUUUUAUCGUUCGCCUUGUAUUUGCAGAAAAUUGCAUGGUAAAAUGAGACAACAUUCUCCAUCUUGGAUAAGUUACAUCACAAUCAACAUUUUCCACCACCGUGUUUAUGGUAUUGACCAACAAAAUGGAGUUGUAGUCACCCCAGGAGCAUCACCGACCAACGAUUCCUAUGCAAUUCUUGCAACACCUUGGGUACGUGAAAUUAAAUAUCGCAGAAAUGGAAUUAUGUGUGCACUAGAUGGCGACAAUAUUGUUCAUGUUUGGAAAGGUUCAUGGAUAAGUAAAGACGUACAUGGUCUAUCUUUCGAUUGUGCUGCAAAACACAUCCUCGCCAUCGAUUUAUCAACGUUUGAACUUCGUUUGAAAGAAGACAAUAUUGCUUUGACUAAAGUUGCUGCAGGUGCGAUAUCGAGAGUUCAGGAAUAUGGGAAUCACUGGUAUGCCAUUGGCAAAGAUUGCAAAUGCAUUAUGAGGCACGAGACAACUCCUUCUCCAACUGUAAAUAAAUGGGAAAUACUAACAACAAAUCCAGGAUCUUCUGUUGAGUUCAAAAUUGCAUUUAACGGUAUUAUCUACUCACUACACGAAGAUCAGAAUAUAUACGAAUGGUAUGGAAAUGAGAACAGAUGGAUUAUGAUAUAUCAAGGUCCUUGCAUUCAUUUUGAUGUUUAUCAUCUUAUAUUUUGUGUAACGUCAGAUCACAAAGUUAAAUCAAAUUAUGGAGAAUAUGUGCCUCGUCCAAACAUUCAUAUUCCUUUUAAAACUGUAAACCACGUUAAUAAAACGACACCAUAUGGCAGAGGAAUGGAUAUGGACGGAAAUACAACAGUUGUAUUAGAUUUGGAAGCUAACAACAUUGCAUUGGACCAGUUUGGGAAAGGUUACGUCUUACAAAAAGGUGAUGGAGAGAUUGUUGAAUUUGGAAAUUUUGAGGAAACAGUUUUGCGUGGGCCGUUUUCUAACCACCAUGUAAAUCAUCCCGGAUACUUCACGAUAUCUCUGUGGUUCAGAGCUACCUGGCAAGCUAUGAAUCAGAGAACAGCGAUUAUUUCUACUUUAUCUGAAAACGGUAUUGCAAUACAACUUCAAGGAGUUGAUGAUUUCAAUGCUAUACUACGGAUAGUCGUGUCCGGACAAAGAGAUCAUUCAAAUGUUGUAGUUUCAAAGCAAAAGGAGUUUUUUUACUCUUGGACGCAUGUGGUGGUUAAAUGGAACUUUUUAACAACAUGCUUGCGGUUGUAUCUACAGGGGAUUCUUGAAAAAACUUAUUGUGGCAGAGUGUCGACAAUUAGAACAUCAACCCCAUCAGCUCUUCGUUCAAUAGCACCAGCUGUUUACAUAAGCGACAUUGCUAUUUGGUAUGCGUUAUUGCUUGAUGAACAGAUUCUUCAGCUGUAUCAAUCAGAUAUUGUUGCUCCUGGAUGGCGAAAAAAAUUCAAUUUUACUUCAGUGACAGAAUCUUCGUGUGAACAAUUAAGGAGACAACGACCCUACAUAACUUCUGGUUACUACUGGAUAAAAUUAAAUGGAAAAAUGAUAAGUGUGUAUUGUGACAUGGUGACAGAUGGAGGAGGAUGGACACAGAUAACUCAUCUAGAUACAUCACUACAGGCUCAUGAAAUUUCAGAUGCUACUAAAAUCGGUGACGUAUUCUUUAAGAAUUUUGUUCUUACUCACGAUGGUCUGUCAAUGUUAAGGCAACUGGUUGAUUUCAAGCAACUAAGGAUACGAUGCAGUAAACCCGCACAUCACGACAGAAUUGUUGACAUAGCAACAACAACGUCAUCUGUUUUGGAUUAUUUCACUGGAGUCACUGAUGAAAAACCUUACGCCUGCGGUGGAUUUUAUCCGUUAGAAGAAGACAACUCGGUUUUGGCUCAAAGAUGCGCCCAGUGGAACGACGGAAAAUUUGGUCAUCAUGACCGCUUCGGUGUCAAUGAGCGCUUUAAAUAUUAUAUACUUGAUAUAUAUCGUGUAGCUACUAUACACUGGCUAGAUAGUCUAUGUGACGAUGUAACGUACGAAGGUCCGGCCAUUUAUCAGUACUAUGUGCGGUGAGAAAACAGUGAGGCGAAGGUGAAGAAGAAGAAUAAUGAUACUACAAGUAGCUUUGUAAACGUGUACACGUUAUUUCUAAAAGUGGUGAACACAUUUUAGUCAAGAAAAGUCGAGAAAUGAAACAUUUGCUGUUUUUAGUGGAUAGAAAUGAUGUGAUCCUCGGAAUUUACGCAUAAAUAACAGUUUUUUUACUUCAUUAAGUUUACGUAACGUACUGACUACUUAAUCUAUGUGAUAGUAUUAAGUAUGAAGGUUCACCUAUCUGUAAGUAUUAUGUGUGUAAAGAAUCUGACAUUAAAAAUAAUAGCCGCACUUUUGCGCUCCCGUGUGUCUGUAUCGGUGAAAGUGGAUUUUUUUUUUUAAGAAUUUAGUCACAGUAAUAUGUAAAAUAUACUAAACGAUUAUUUAUUGCCUUUUGCAAAAGUUUUAUGUAUUUUAACUUUUUAAAAAAUAUUAAGGGCAAUUAACUUUUAUUGCUCCCUCAAUGCAUUUCACUUUUGAAAAUGAGUGCACCAGCAAAGUUGUCUAUUUCGUGUGGAACGUUUAAAUUAUUCCCGCCAUUUGUUAACGAAAUCUCUUAUAAUAAUACGCUAAGUAUGUGUAUGAGUGUGUCUGACUGCAACAGGCAAAAUCGAUUUUGUUUUCAACAAUUUUUCGAUAAAGGCGCCUAAAAAAUAUCCCGUAAAAACUAUAUUCUGUAUUUUUAAAUUUUUUGUUUACAAUUUCCAGUUAGUCAGAACAAACUAUGUGAUAAAAUAAAGCAAUUUUUUUAGCUGGGGAAUUUUAUAGUAUGCCAAUUUAAAUUUAGCGUGACGGGUUUUAAAACCACAGGAAUGCUUUGUUAUAAAUUAAUAGACGGGCAAUGUCACGGGCUGUUAAACCUUGUUAUUGUUGUUGUCUAUUUCAUGAAAAUGUUCUAUUUUCCGUCUUUUUAAUCAAAUUAACAACAAAACGUAAUAAUUUUAUGAUAUGACAUAUGAUAUUUUAUGAUAAUUUUAUGAAAGACUGCAAUUCUUUUGACUUUGAUUUCCCGGGGUUUUUUUUGUCUUAUUUUACGGAUUUUUUUUAACAAACUUAGGAUAAUUUACUGGCAAUGAUUCAAUCCGUUAUAUUAUUGACUUAACAUUUGGAUAGGUAUGUUGGAUAAAUGGCAGGUCCCAUUAUUUGAUUUAUUUUGUUUCAUAGCCCUUUGUUAAAGGUGUAGACUCAAAUGUGCUUUAAAUUUUUUGUAUAAUCCCACUUUGAAGUGAAUAUCUCUGAAAUAGUAUGUUGUAUAACUCAUUUGCAGAAUCUCAUUACUAAUUAAACAGGCACAUGUAUAUUGAUAUGCUUUCGGUAAUUUUAUUUGCUGCCAACAGCUAAUAUACCACGUGAUACUGUUCUUUAGAAACAGUUUAUCACAUUUAGACAAAUUUGUUACCGCUUUCUGUACAUUUUUUCUUUAAUAAUUUUUGAAAUAGAUUGUAAACAUCAAUUUGUAUAUAACUUUAUGACUUAAACUUUGUUGGUCAAAAGUUUUAUCACCCCUAAUAAUUUAUGGAUCCCAAUUUUCGUCAUCUUACUUAAAGCUUGGUCAUUUUAGGCAGAUAAGAGCGUUGAUAAUUUGACAUCCGCUGCGGCUGUCAUUAGUCACCUAACUAAAAGGUUUUCCAUAAAUAAUGACCAAAAAUUUAAAAGUGGUCCUUAUUUUGGUCUCCCAUUUGAAGUUUCGUCACUUUGACCGACAAAGUUUGCAUCUAGAACACUUUAUAUUGUUAACCACACUUAUUUAUGUACAUAGCAACGAUACGCAAAUAAAAAUUGACUUUUUAUUGCUUCAUCUUUAGUAUACUCACAGCCAUCAAUCUUCAUGUUAUUUAAUUUUUGCACAGAUAUAAUAAGCGAUAAAAAU
This is a messenger RNA of Hydractinia symbiolongicarpus, 4413 nucleotides long. RefSeq lists its product as uncharacterized. Gene Ontology annotation, molecular function: oligosaccharide binding. The transcript has 10 exons. The record is from RefSeq and is a predicted model, not a curated record. Lineage: Eukaryota; Metazoa; Cnidaria; Hydrozoa; Anthoathecata; Hydractiniidae. The coding region runs from base 75 to 2522 and encodes 815 amino acids.